AUGGCUUCCUCCAUUACACCAGCAAGCCAACUGUCCGCAUCUACCGACAUUCGAUCAAAAAUGGAGAUUCUUUGCAUGGAGCUACAGGCCCAUCUCUGUCACCACAUGGAGGCAAUCGACAAAAAGAAGACAUUCUUUGUCGACAAGUGGGAGCGCAAAGAUGGUCAUGGUCGUGGAAUCUACUGCGUUCUACAAGAUGGUGCGGUAUUUGAGAAAGCCGGUGUCAACAUUAGUGUGAUAUCAAGCGAACUUACAGAAGCAGCGCUUCAUCAAAUGCGCGAACGACUACAUUCCCUCAAAACCGACAAAAGGCUCAAAUUUGACGUCGUCGGCAUCAGUUCGGUCAACCACCCGCGCAACCCACACGCGCCUACAAUGCACUUCAAUUUUCGCUUCUUCGAAUUGACUGAUGAGGAUGGCGAGAAAGCGAAAUUUGCUCUGAUCGCUAAUAAUGGAUUCCAUUAUUCUUACAUAGUCCUUCCGGUUAAGGAUGACCACUUCAUGGCCUUUAUCGGUUUUGGAAAUGGUGAUUUCUUCAUUAUGCUUCAGUGCAGAAAGAGCAUCUAUGUGUUCUUUAGUCAGUGGUGUCAGUUGUGUUACUAG
Dibothriocephalus latus is the source of this 603-nucleotide messenger RNA. Lineage: Eukaryota; Metazoa; Platyhelminthes; Cestoda; Diphyllobothriidea; Diphyllobothriidae. The record is from the annotation of a GenBank genome assembly.